Messenger RNA from Argiope bruennichi, 3647 nucleotides. RefSeq names its product WD repeat-containing protein 18-like. Gene Ontology annotation, molecular function: protein binding. The record is from RefSeq and is a predicted model, not a curated record. Gene Ontology annotation, cellular component: nuclear pre-replicative complex. Gene Ontology annotation, biological process: DNA-templated DNA replication; rRNA processing. The transcript is spliced from 12 exons. The coding region runs from base 200 to 1489 and encodes 429 amino acids. Lineage: Eukaryota; Metazoa; Arthropoda; Arachnida; Araneae; Araneidae.
UCCAUCAAUGCCGGAAUGAAACCCGUCUGGAGCUUCUUCCCCCAUCUAUUUUAAUGCUCCCUCCCCCCCUUUGGAGUACUAGAGGGGGAUUCAAACGUCCUCCGGUUAACAAGUCUCGCGUUAGUGUUGUAUUGUUUUUUCAAAAAGUUGAUUUUAAGAGUUUGUUACAGUUGUCAGAAUUUGACUAAUUGAUUUCAUUAUGGAUAGUACUAUACCAGAAGUAAUCAUUGCUUCCAGUAAAGUAUGCUCCGUAUUUGAUGCUACUAAUUCGAACGAAAUUACUUCAUAUAAAGAUGAAAAUCCUUUGUCACCUAAGACACUAUGUUUGAUUGCAGAUUAUUUUUUAAUUGCUGCUUAUUCUAACAAACCAAUGUUGAAAGUGUGGACUAUUUCAAAAGUGCGAAAACAAGAAACAGGGAGUUUUGUCGUUCCUGGACAGGUUUCUGCUCUUGCAGUCUCUAAUUGUGGCACUUUUUGUAUCGCUGGAAUCAAACAAGAGAUUUAUGUGUGGGAUGUUUCCAGCGGGGAAAUUUUAAGCAUACUUGAUCGUCAUUAUCAGGAUAUAUCAUGUUUAAAAUUUACAGCAGAUGAUUCUCGUUUUUUCUCAGGAGGUAAAGAUGGUCAUGUGAUGGUGUGGGUCUUGUCUUGUGUAGUUGAUGUGAGUACCCGAGAUGAUACUAUAAAACCACACUUUGUGUGGAAUAAACACUCUGCUGCCGUUACUGAUAUUUACAGUGGACAUGCUGUAUCUCGGGUAGCUACAACUUCUCUUGAUAUGACUUGCAAUAUAUACGAGCUAGAUUCAGGAUUGUUGCUAUCAACAAUUUGCAUGGAUUCACCUCUCACUUCUGUUGUCAUGGAUCCAUUAGAAUAUUUUAUAUUCUUAGGUGAUGGAACCGGCUAUUUGUAUAAAAUCGAUACAUAUGAAAAGUUACAACUUGAGAUACAUAAAGAUGAUGUGGAUAAUAACGCAUCUCUUAAACUACAUGAUACCAGUAUUUUUUCACUUUCUAUUUCUUCUGAUGGAACACGACUCAUGACAGUAUCAGAAGACAGCUGUAAAGUAUGGCAUAUGCUAUCCAUGUCUUGUAUUCUAAAUAUUCCUUCUGAAGGAAAGUUUACUAAUGCUUUUCUCGCGGUAAAACCGCCAUGUUUAACUGAUCCAUCAGUUAGGCCCCAUUCAUGUAUUCGAGCAUUUCAAAAAGAAAAUUCACCAACAGUUGAUGCCAAAAAAUACAUUGAAACAAGUAUACAACGCAAGGAACUUUCUUUAAUGUAUGAUGGCUGCCCUGAUAAAUUUAUCAGCAGUUCUUUCUUAAGUCCUGGAAAUAAAGUUGACGCUCUUGAAGAAUCUGUUGAGCACAUAUUUGAAGACGUUGUACACGGGCCACUUCUAAACCAUUUGAUGACAGUAAAUCACCAUCUAUAUGCAAAUUCUAUCAAAACUGUUCUUAAUGAAAUAUAUGACGAGCCAACAUCCCCUAAAUAAUUUUUAAUGAGAAUUACUUCUGCCAAUAAAGAAUGUUUUGGGGUGUAUAUAACAUUUUAAGAUUUAUUAGUUAUGUAUAAAUAUCUAAAUAUCUUAUAAUUUAUUUUAAACUUUUUUACAAAUUAUAUGUGUCAGUAAAAUGUUUUGACCAUUCAAUUUCUGAGAUAUCCUAAAUUUUGUAUAUGUUUCUCAUUGUAAAUGUUAGCUCUUUAUUUAGUUGUUUAUAAUACAAUUUAAUGAUGCAGUUAAUCACCAUUUUUAUGUUAUUGCAUUUAUUAAAACCUGAUUUGUUAUACAUUUUUAUAAUGAAUUGGUUAUAAUCAGUGCAACAGCAUAAAUUCAUUAAUUAUUGUAACUUUUAUUGUUAGUAGAAAGUACAGUUCCAAGUUCUUUGGUUAGGCCCUUUCAAAAUGUUUUAUGUUGACACAUAGGAAAUGUUUAUAUCAUGAUUUCUGUUAAUGUCUUGCUCUAUGUAAUGAAGAAUUUUUUAAAAGUGUAAACUAUGCUAAUUAUUAAUUCUUUUUUCAUGAGAAAAUGCUUUCAUAUCUAUAUUUUUUUUGAGCAAAUAACAUGUUUUUAUCUUUAUGUACAAAUUAAUUUUUUUAAAAAGUUGAUGUAUACAUCUGAACCAGCUUUUAUAUUGGAAAAUGUUUUUGUAAUCUCUUCUGAAAUUUUGUUGUGGAACAAAAUAAAAUGCCCUUAAAGACUUACAGUUUAAAGAAAUUUUUAUAGAUGCAUUUAAGGGCUUGGAAUUAACCCUGAUUUGAGGAUUCUUCCUUUUGUGCAAAAAGAGAGUAUUUUGUGUGUGUGUGUGGGGGGGGGGAGACUAAUACGUGGAAAAGAUAUGAAAAUUACCAAUUCAGGGUACAUAGCUUCAUUAAAAGUCAUUAAAGACUGCUUACUUUUUAUGGUCCUUAUAUAAGGGCCUUAAAAGUGCUUAUUUUUAUUUCUGAAGAUAAAAUUUUCUUAAAGUUAGAUUUGUCCUAAAAAAGGAAUACAUUUUCUUUGUUUUGUCUCAUCCUUCAAUGAAAAGUACUGAUCAUAAAGAAGGAAGUGAUGCUGGUUGCUGAUUCAUUUGCAUUAAUGAGUCCAAAGAUUGAAAAAAGUUUCUCCUAUGGUUGUAAUAGUAUAUAUGUAUGCAUGGUGAUAAAAUAUUUCUUUCAUUUACCUAACUUUACUUUUUAUCUUCUAUUGCUUGCACCCGUAAGUUUCUUUCCAGGGAUAAUUUUAUCCUUCGGCCUGAAAUACAUAUGUAAAGUUGAUUUAACUGUAACUAAAACUCACUGCUGCACAUUUGUUUUGUGGUUACUUCUUUGUAGAAUAUUUGUUAUAUUUUAAUAUUUUUAUCUAUAAAUUAUAUAAACAUUUUUACUGCAUUUAUUUUUUUACAAUAUGCUUGGAAGAUGUGUAUUCAAUUUACUGUGAACUUACAAGAGUGAAUCCAUUGAACACACAUUGAAUGGUUGAGGACCUUAAAAUAAAUUCUUCUUAAAAUAAAUAUAAAGCAAAGUGCUCAUGGUGCUCCAAAGAAUUUGACAUUUUUAAUGUAGGAGAAAUAACUGUAAAAAUCGAAAACAAGAAUUUUUAGAGUCUUCUGAACUUAAAAAAAUUACCUUUUAAAUUCUGUAAUCAUAGAUGGUUUGAAACUGCAUCAGUGAGCAAAUGUGCAUUUAAAGUCUGACAAAAUGUGACAAAUUAUGUAAAAUUAGUUGAAAGUGGUAAACUUCCCAAAGUUGCCUUUAAAUAAUUUUUUUCAUUUUUUCCAAUUGGAGAUAAAAUAAUACCUCUGAAGUUCCUUCCCCCCCCCACAUGUGUUGCAAAUCCCAUUAAACCCAUUUCUUCAAAUGUAUCAGAGUGAUCGCCCACUAUUGCUUUUUUUAGGGGAUAAAUUAUUGGAAAAAUUACAUUCCAAAAAAGAAUUAUCCCAUACAAAUUAUCUGCUUUUCAAACAUGUCAAAAUUUGUUUAAAAAAUGCUGGCAUAUAUAAUAAUUAAGUCUUCAAUAAAUUAUGCUUUAGUAGGCAAUGUUAUAUGUAUUGACCCAGUAUAAAUGACAGCUUGAAAACAAAAUGAUAUGAGUUCUUUUGUACUUGCACUAGGAAAGAUGAAGAUGAAUGUGAUGCUGUUCUAACAAAAUAUAUAGAUUUCUUGAAAAAUGU